AUGGCAAAAAAGGAGUCCAGGCCGACCCCACCGCCGCGCAGCGAAGCGCGUUCGUCGCGUGGGCCUCCUAUACGAGAAAAAAGUCAUGCACGCACCGGCAGCAAAGACUCCGAUACUUCCGAGCCGCCUACCUCCCAUGAAACUGAAAUUCACGCAACUGCACAUGGUGGAGACUCUGCGCCAGAAUCCGCAGAAGUCACUCCAGCAUCUGAAGAGGUGCUAGCAUUGGGAAAAAGCUUGGCAGAAAAGGAUGCAGAAAUUACUGAGCUGCAUUCACAACUUGCGCUGCGUCAAGAAGUUGUGGACAAAGCAGAGCUUGCGGUAAAAGAGCGUGACGAAUGGCUGAGGAAGGAACGGGAGCUUGUGGCCCAACUGCAAAAGCAGAUUUCUGUACAACAAGAUUCCAUACGCGCAUUAAAUGAGCAGCUGAAGAGGAACCAAGAAGAAUCUGCCCAACGCCAGGCGCAAGUCAAUGAAAGUGACGGCAGCAUGACAGUCAUAAAGACGCAACUGAAAAAAAGCAUAGACGAGUGUGAGCAACUCAAGCAGAAUAUUGCAGAGCAGCAAAAGAAAUCGCAGGAAGAACUCGAUGGCAAACAAAGUUCGGAAACGGCGUCGACUCAACGGGCUAUGGACCUAUCGACACAGGUCGAGUCGCUUUCGAUGCAGCUGUCCAACGCCGAGGCGCAAGUAUCGGAGCUUCAAAAGCAAUCCAUCGAACGCAAUGAGCGUGUGCAGGAGCUAGAAAAGCAAGAUCAAGCGCAGGUUCAAGCGCAGAGCAAACGAGUCGAAGAAGAAUGGAUGCCUGUUCAGCAAGAGGUCGAGCGAUUGAGAAGGCAGCUGAAAGAGCGUGACGAGCAAGUGGACCAGCUACGCCAAAAGCUCGAGUUAACAGCGGCGCGUGUCCAAGAACCAGAGUCGUCUGUACUUCAGGCACAAUCGUCUUGUGCGCCACCUGCUAACUGGGUUAACGAACGCGAACAGAUGGUCGCGGAGACAGCAAGGCUUCGUGCGCAACUGGAAGGAGAGCAGAGUCGCGCUGACUCAGCAGAAGAACGCGUACGUGACUUGAGGUACACGAAUGAAGAGAGCCGGCGUGCAAUCAUGCGGUUGCAAAGCUCACGGCCAUCUGGAUCGCGCUCUGAUCAUGAGCCGACACAAAGACACGUGCGGCGUUCAAGUCACAUUCUCAGUACGCUUGCCGGUCGCUCAUCCGACAAUGACACAGAGCAUGAACGAACUGGAUUGCGUGACUUACGCCUUGUCUCACCAGCUCUAAUGGGAAAUGAAGAGUUUUCUCCACCAACGGCAUCACAGGCGAGGAUGGACGAUACCCAUACGGACUAUGCUAGUCCACAUGCUGCGGGCGAAGAUGCGGCCUCAUCAUCCUCUAACAUGCAAGCAUCUGGCAUCACGGGCCUGUUCCCUUCGUCGCUGCUCCGCUCGUCGCUCGGACUCACACGCAAAUCAACACCAGCUGGGUCGGAUGAUACAUCUAGCUGGCCCUUACGCGAAGACUUUGCAGCUGCUGAUGAGCUUCGCUCAGAAUACGGGAAGCUACAAAGGGAGCUACUAGCGUUGAAGGAAGAGCUCGGGACUAUGCAGCAUCAACUAACUGAAUCUCGUGAGGCUGAGCAGGCAAGUCAAACAAUGAUUACAUCUUUGCGCGAGUAUAUUAUGGUAACAAGCCAAACAGGCGGCACGUUGACAGGAGCAGGUAAGCACGUGGAUGCGCCGGAGUAG
This is a messenger RNA of Malassezia globosa CBS 7966, 1743 nucleotides long. RefSeq lists its product as uncharacterized. The transcript has a single exon. NCBI's taxonomy places the organism in Eukaryota, Fungi, Basidiomycota, Malasseziomycetes, Malasseziales, Malasseziaceae. The record is from RefSeq and is a predicted model, not a curated record. The coding region runs from base 1 to 1743 and encodes 580 amino acids.